Gilbertella persicaria is the source of this 439-nucleotide messenger RNA. Its product is annotated as Prefoldin subunit-domain-containing protein. The transcript is spliced from 3 exons. Gene Ontology annotation, biological process: protein folding. The record is from RefSeq and is a predicted model, not a curated record. The coding region runs from base 21 to 431 and encodes 136 amino acids. Lineage: Eukaryota; Fungi; Mucoromycota; Mucoromycetes; Mucorales; Choanephoraceae. Gene Ontology annotation, cellular component: prefoldin complex; cytoplasm.
AAACGCGUUCAUCUGUUCUCAUGUCGAAUAUUCGUAUGCUAAAUGAAAAAGAAGAAGCCAAUGGUGGCGAUGUAGAAGUGUCUUGGGUUGAUCAACAACGCAUCAAUGAAUUCAGUCGAUACAAUGCCAAAAUUGAUGACCUCGAAGAAAGAUACGAGAAACUCAAGCAAGAAAAAGAGUAUUUAGAUGAUGUUGCUAUGGAACUCGAAUUAGCGGACGAAGAAGAAGCCGUUCGAUACAAAGUAGGCGAUGCUUUUAUUCAUGUGCAUGCUUCAGAAGCAGUUGAAAGAGUAGAGAAAGAUGCCGAGAAACUUGGUUUAGAGAUUGAAGAUAUCAAGCAUCAAAUAGAUGGUGUACAUCAAAAGAUGGAAGCAUUAAAGAAAGAAUUAUAUGCUAAAUUUGGCAGUGCCAUCAACUUGGAAAAAGAAUAAAAGUUUUA